Messenger RNA from Abrus precatorius (Indian licorice), 1886 nucleotides. RefSeq names its product trithorax group protein osa-like. Gene Ontology annotation, molecular function: protein binding. Bases 101 to 1564 code for a protein of 487 amino acids. NCBI's taxonomy places the organism in Eukaryota, Viridiplantae, Streptophyta, Magnoliopsida, Fabales, Fabaceae. The record is from RefSeq and is a predicted model, not a curated record. The transcript has a single exon.
AAAUUAAAAACAAAACAUCCCCCCACCCUCUCCCUCUCUCUCUCUCUCUCUCUCUCUCUCUCUAUUUUUCUGCUUUUCAUUUCUGACACACUGACACAAAAUGGAGAACUAUCAGUACCCCUCCUACCCAGAUUCCGGCGACUCCUCGCCGCGUUCAAGGGAGAUCGACUUCGAAAACCCGCCGCCGUGGGACGAGCAGCAGCAGCAGAACCAGAACUACAAAGCCAAGUUCAUGUGCAGCUACGGCGGCAAGAUCCAGCCACGCACCCACGACAACCAGCUCUCCUACGUCGGCGGCGAGACCAAGAUCCUUGCCGUCGAUCGCAACAUCAAGUUCCCCGCCUUUCUCUCCAAGCUCGCCGCUCUCUGCGACGCUACGCCGCAAGACCUAACUUUUAAGUACCAACUCCCCGGCGAAGACCUCGACGCGCUCAUCUCCGUCACCAACGACGACGACCUUGAACAUAUGAUGCACGAGUACGAUCGCCUCUAUCGCCCUUCUUCAAAACCUGUUCGGAUGAGACUCUUCCUUUUCACCCUUUCUUCUAACCCUAAUUCCUCUUUCUCUUCCGAUCGUGAUCGCUUCGUUGAGGCUCUUAAUUCGGCUCCUCUUCCUCCCCAACCCGACCCGGUUAAGAACCCGCCCGUUCCUCCUUCUAACGUUGAUUACCUCUUCGGUCUUGAUAAGGCUGUCGCUCCUCCGCCUCAUCCUCCUUCCUUUGCCGCCGUUAAGUUCCACGAUCCUGUGCCUGAGCCUGUCGCACCGCCGCCGGAGUACCAGUCUCGCGGAGGGGCCGUUGAUCGGGUUGUUGGAUCGGAUCCGAAUGUGAACCCGAUUGAGAUUCAGAGGCAGUUGCAGCAGGAGAUGCAGCGUUUGCAAAUCGCGGAGAGUGAUUAUCGGAGGAGGAGUGAGGAUGGAUUUGCCGGAGGAUAUGCUGGUGGCGGCGGCGGUGCUGAUUAUUACUUGCAGAAGCUGCCGGAGAAGGUACCGCCGUCUAAUUCGCCGGCUGGUGUUCCGCAUCCCGCGGGGUACUGGCCGGAGAAGCAGUUUUCGGGCGAGGGUUUUCAGACGACGAUGACAACGGCUGCAGGUGGAGGGGACCAGCCGGUGUAUGUGAUCCCGGCACCGGGGACGUUCUACCACGCGCCAAUGGUGCGUCCUCCGGCGGCGCAGGUGACUCAGGGGUACUACACGGUGCAGAGAAUGGGUUCCGAUGCUUACCGUGAACAGCCGGUUUACGGAGGCGUCGCUCCCCCGAAAGCGGCGUUUUCGUCUGCGGGUCCUGCGAGCAUGGCACCGGCUCAGCCGGUCAAGGCUUCCGCGUACGCGGAAGGAUACGGCGUCGUUCGGCCAGCUGGGGUGCCCGAUAAUGCGGCUUACACGCAGGUGGCGUAUGAUAGUGCGAGUGGGAGACAGGUUUACUAUACUGCGCCGGGAGGGGUGGUCCACGCGCCCCCUUACCAAGGAGUUCCACCGGUGGUUAGUGCGGACGGGAGACCGGUUGGAGUUUCGUUGGGCCAGGAUGUUAAAGUGGUUAACAAGGUUUCCCAAGGUUCUGUGUGAUUAUAGUUGUGAUUAAGAUUGUGAUUAUGUUAAUUUUGAAAUAAUACACUAAAUAUGUUUUGCUCUUUUUUCCAUGGUUUAUAUAUAUAAUACCAAUAUUGUUAGCUAAUAAUAUUAUGCUUAUUGUUUUAAUAUCCUUCUAUCUGCUGAUUAAUGUUUGUGUUUUUUUCUUUCUUUUUCUUACUCCCAUCUCUAAUUAUAUUCUAGGUUGAGUUACCAACGUUUAUAGUUCAGUUGAGAAUCAAUUUGUGCCUCGGGGGUUUUGUAGUUGGGAGUUGCAAAGGCUUUUAUGUUUUCAUUUUACUUGAGAAUUACCAGGACU